Messenger RNA from Somion occarium, 1270 nucleotides. The record is from the annotation of a GenBank genome assembly. Lineage: Eukaryota; Fungi; Basidiomycota; Agaricomycetes; Polyporales; Cerrenaceae.
UGAUGCGCGUUAACUCAACUCUGUUCCACCACUCGCGUCACUCAUAUUUCGUACCUUUGGACAUCAUAAUAGCUUGAAGUCACAUUAGUGUACACCGAAUGCUACGUUCGGCCAGUCAACAUGCGACGAACACUUUCAAAAUGCAUGCCUCCGCCCGCUUUAUGACAACACAACUUGGGUCUGGUCAAGCGGGAGGAUUACAAGAUUCGCUUGCUUACUGCAAGUACCUUGUCCGAAAACGGGACUAUGAAGCAUUCCUAACAUCUCAUUUCUAUCCCCGACAUUUGCAAGCGGCGUUCUUUGCUUUGCGGGCAUUCUAUGUUGAGUUAGCCACCGUGCAAGAAGCCGUAUCGAAUCCUAUGAUUGGAAAGAUGAGAAUGCAAUUCUGGCGAGACGCGGUGAAGUCCGUUUCUGAUGGAAAUCCAUCGAAACAUCCUAUCGCUCUAGCAUUGUAUGACGCUACGCAAAAGGUUAAGUUGCCCAGUUAUCACCUGAAGAGGAUCAUCGAUGCCAGGGAUGCUGAGCUGUAUACUCCGACACACAUGACACUUGAUUCGCUACUUGCACAUGCAGAGUCAACGUCAUCGACAUUCAACUACCUUCUACUAUCCAUGCUCUCCCUAUCUUCCUCCGAACAGCUCUCACACGCAGCCUCACAUCUUGGGGUUUCUCAGACUAUUGGAACUCUACUGCGUUCGCUCCCAUACCAUGCCAAGAGCGGUAGGAUGGUCAUUCCAGCUGAGAUUACAGCCAAGCACGGGGUCAAUCAGGAAGAAGUCUUCCGGUAUGGUGGAGAAGCCAAAGGAGUCGACGAUGCAGUCUUCGAAUUUGCCACGGUAGCUAAUGACCAUUUGAUCACCGCACGUGAGAUGUUCAAGGAGACUGGAGGAAAAGUCCCGGAUCGUGCGAGACCGGUGUUCUUGUCCGCGGUACGUAGCUACGAACGUAUGGUGGGUACUGUUUUCUCAUGUUCUGUCAACCUUUUGCGGUUCUAGAUACCGAACGCGCUGUACCUCGAGCGUCUUGAACAGGUAAACUUUGAUGCUUUUCAUCCAUCGCUACAGAUGAAGACAUGGAAAUUGCCGUGGCGCGUGUGGACCGGGUACUAUAGCGGUAGAUUUUGAGUAGUUUCUUUCUGUCGUAGUCUACAGUGCAAAACAUAUGUUACAAGUCAUGAUGUUGUUACCAGACAUUUGACGUAUGGAUCUCAAGGACAGAGUGAUCACAAGAGCUGCCCAGAAACGGCGAGGAAUAACCCAUUUUUAGAGGU